CCAACACCAUACCGGUUUGUUCUGUGUUGCUUGCGUCCUUUCUGUUUCUUUUACAUUUACGGUACGGCAAAAUUGGAAAUAUUUCGUUAUAAUACGAGAUGAAAUAACAGUUUUAACUUUAACGGUGACACGGAGAAUGUACAAGAACUGACCCGCCGUGUGUCAAUGAUUAGAUAGAAAUACGGUUUUUUGUGGGUGUUUUUUGGUGUUUUGUAUGGUGAAUUAGUGUUGUGUUAAGUGCCUUUUUGUGUUGUUUUGUGGAUAACCUCUUGGGAUUAUAUUUACACAAACAUGAACUCCUUCAAAUAGAAAGGUGAAAAUUUCCAACAACAUUAAGGAGUAUAACACGGAGUAGAAGAAAUAUAACUACUGAUAGAUACUACUAGAAAUCUGGCUCCAGUUAACAACGUUAUUUAUUAAUGAUUCACGGCAUUGGAAGAGGUGGAAGAAAUUGAACAGCUGCUGAAAAUUUCCAACAACAUUAAGGUUCAGACUACAGUAAUGAACCGUUAGUUCAUCGCAGUAAUAUCAUCACAUUUAAACUACUGCUGAAGAUCCUGUAUGCAAAAGAUUUAAUCGACUGCCAAAGAUCCUGAAUGCAAAAGAAAUAUGAAGUUUUGGAGUUAUUUGCUGAUAUUUCUUAUAAAAGGAUGUCUUGCCAACCUACCACCUCUUUUUACAAUGGACAUGAACAAUUACGUUCUUUCGGAAAAUACUCCAGUGGAUUCUGUGAUAUACACCUUACAAGGAACUGAUCCUGAAAACAGUCAUGUCCAUUACGGAAUGAGCGGUACAGAUACGUUGAGUGUCAAUUCAACGACUGGAGAGGUGACAGUGGUCAAACCGCUGGAUUAUGAGAAAAACAACACACUUAACAUAAUUGUCAGCAUCGAAGAUGAAGUGGAAGGCGGAGGCAAAAACAAUAUCGUGGAAGUUCCUAUAACAGUCAUUAUAUCCGACGAAAAUGAUAACCCUCCGGAAUUCAUUGAGGCGCCCUACGAGUUCACCGUUAACGAAGAUACGUUACCUGGAGCGAAAGUGUUUUCGCACAUUAUGGUGGUAGAUAAAGACACUACAGGUUCCAAUAUAGAGGUGGAAUGCAUUACUCUAUCGAGUGAUCCUGAUGCUUGUGAUGUCUUUAAUGUCGAAGCGAUCAAUUCAGAGCAGAAUUUAUAUACGGGCGCCAUCACGCUCAUGAAGAAACUCGACUACAAUGCCAAGAGCAGUUACCACUUUAUGAUAAAAGCUUCGGAUGGAGAAUUGACAAGUACAACGAAUGUUGAUGUCAAAGUUGGCGAUGUUCAAGAUACCCCUCCAUAUUUCGUUGGUAAUUUGACCGCAGAAAUCAAGGAAGAUGUCUCCAUUAACACUCUCGUUAUGACUGUUCAUGCCGAAGAUGGUGAUCGAGGAAACCCAAGGAAGAUAGUAUAUGAGUUGGUGAACAAUCCCAUGGACUAUUUUCUUUUGGAUUCGAUAACCGGUGAGCUAAGAACAGCGAGACCAAUUGAUAAGGAAUCAAUCGACAACCCUGGGGGUAUUUUGAAAUUUAAUAUAAGGGCCUACGAAGUAGUAAAUGGUAGUAAAAGUAACACCCCUCUAACGGUCUCCACGGCCGAGGCAACCGUUAGAAUAAUAGAUGUCAACGACGAGCCCCCGACAUUUAACAAAAGAGAGUACACAGUGGAAAUUCCGGAGAAUAUUCCAGAGGGUUCUGCCCUGCCAGGGCUGGAUAUGACUGUCAACGAUCCAGAUGAGGAUAGUAACUCAGAGUACUCUCUGGACCUCAUAGACAUCUCUGAAGUAUUCUCGAUCGAGCCAAAGACCGCUUCUGGAUGGACUCCUGUAACCAUACGAGUGGCUAAUAGUUCCUUGGAUUAUGAAGAUCUGAAUCAAAGAAAAUUUAUCAUUCUUGCGGUUGCGAAAGAGCUCCGUACACAAGAAAAACUUUCGUCCACGGCCACAGUCACAAUAACUGUUGUGGACGUUAAUGAUAAUGCCCCCAGCUUCGAUCAAGAAGCAUAUUCAGCAACGAUUUCGGAAGUAGCUACACCAGGAACUUUGGUUACCACUAUAACUGCCAGCGACAGAGAUAGCGGAUCCUUUGGAGAAAAUGGAAUAGUUUACAAGCUCUUUGGCAAUGGAGCUGAUAAGUUUAAUGUCAAUAGUAAAACAGGGACUAUAACUGUAGCCGAAUGUGAACACCUAGGAAAAUCCCCAUGCUUGGACUAUGAAACCAAUCCGGAAUUCCAACUUCAAUUUAUGGCAGUCGACGAUGACGGCAAAGGGCAGACAUCCACGGUCCCCCUCAAAAUCCAACUAACCGACAGCAACGACAAUCCGCCCGUAUUCAGCCAGUCCAUAUACAGGGCUUUCAUCAACGAAGGCUCGGCCAAAUUUCAGCCUGAAUUGAUAGUGGAAGCGGCCGAUGCUGACAAAACGUCCAGAGUGACGUAUUCAAUCAUUUCGGGAAACGAUGAUGGAUUGUUCAGCGUUGUUCCUACCACUGGAGUGAUUAGAAUUAUGAAUAAUAGAGGACUGGAUAUAAGUAAUGAGACGGACAACGUUAUUUCCCUUACUGUGAUGGCAAGUGAUGGACAGUAUACGUCAACCGCUGUUGUGAAUAUCACAGUACUGGAUGUGAACAACAAUGCGCCAAUAUUUACAAGACAUCACUAUGUAGAAAGUGUUUUAGAAGACGUUCCUAUUGGUACAUCUGUGAUGAGGGUAGAAGCUACAGAUGCCGAUACUGGUAUAAACGCCGCCAUAGAGUACUUUAUGCAAAAGGGCGCAUACGAAGACUUCAAAGUUGACAACGCUUCUGGCGUUAUAUCAGUAGCAAAGAAACUCGACUACGACAGAAGAAAUACCUACAACAUCGAAUUGGUUGCCUUAGACCAUGGAGUUCCUAGUUUGACAGGAACUACAGAAGUUACUAUUACUGUUGUUAAUACAAAUGAUAAAGAUCCUUAUUUUGUGCCUGCAACACAGACUGCUGAGGUUAUGGAAGAUGCUGCAGUGGGAACCGUCGUCUACACCUUAAUUGCUCUUGAUCCAGACGUCAAUUCUUCCGACGCUCUAAAUUUUGCAGCUACUGAGCCAAUAACAGCGUUGGACAAGCACGGACAAGAGGUCAUAGGCAACGAAAACUUCAAAGAAUUCUUCUCAGUAGAUAAAUUUACUGGAAAGGUUACGGUAGUGAAACCUUUACUUCGAGAUUUAGCUGCUAUAAUCAGAAUAACCGUUUUGGUCAGUGAUAUCACUGCUCCGAGUAUACAACAAGGUCAGGGGCUACUGAUAAUAACUAUCGGUGAUGUGAAUGACUCACCUCCUGUGUUUAUGCCACCAUGGACCAAAGAAAAUCCUAGUUAUUACCUGGAAUUAAAAGAAGAGCAACCCGUGGGUACUAUAGUGGCAACUUACAAAGCUAUUGAUGAGGACUCUGAUAUUGCUGGAUAUUUGAUACAACCAGAAAGCGACUAUUUCCAAAUUAAUAACGGAACAGGUAUAGUACAGAUAAAAAAGAAGAUCGACUACGAAAAACUCAAAAUACUUAACUUUACAAUCGUCGCAUUUGAUAGUGGAGUACCCCAACUAAAUGCCACUGCUACAGUGUUAGUUAAAGUGCUAAACAUAAAUGAUAAUGAUCCGAUAUUUACAGAAAAGGAAUAUAAAGCAGAAAUCGACGAAAACUCCCCUAACGGUACAUUUGUCGUGGCAGUUAGAGCUGUGGAUAAAGAUGCUGAAAGCUAUGGAGAAGUAAGCUACUUUUUAACUGGAGAACACAGCAUGAAUUUCGCUAUAGACAACGAAACGGGUUACAUCACAGUAGCCAAUUCAAAUUUUCUUGACCAUGAAGUCAUCAAUGAGACUGAAAUACAGGUAGUGGCUCAAGAUGGGGCUCCUAGCCAUGUCAAGAGAUCUGUAACCGUUCCGGUGAGGAUUAGGAUUAGAGAUGUGAACGAUAAUGCUCCGAAGUUUGCUCAUAAAGAAUAUAAUGUAACUGUGAUGGAGAACGUGAGGUUGAAUCCGCCGCUGCCUUUGGUUCAGGUCAAUGCUACAGAUGAAGAUUCUGGUAUGAAUGGGAAUAUACACUACAGUAUAGUAUCGGGAAAUGAUAAUGACAUCUUUCUUCUGGGCGUGGAAACUGGCAUUUUGUACCCUCACAAGUCGUUGUUGGGCCAAACGAGGGAUUUCCAUUUGGCCGUGGUGGCCAGGGACGGAGGCGGCAAUGGGAACGGCAACGGUCAAUUGUUCGACGAAGCCACAAUUAAUGUGCAUGUCUUAAAUGUAAACGAGCAUCGGCCGGAGUUCAUUAUGCCGGCCCUCGCCAACUCCACGGUCGAAGUACUCGAGAACGCAGCAACAGAAAACUACUUAGUAAUGACCGUGAAAGCCGUUGACAAGGAUCAAAAUGAAAAUGGUAGACUCACUUACCAUUUCAAAGUCGACGACGAAAACGUUCAAGAGACUGAAGAGUUUAGUAUCGAUCCCAAGAGUGGGGAACUAAAAACGAGGAAGAGCCUUGAUCGAGAGUUCAAACCAAACUACCAAUUGGUGUUGGUAGCGAGAGACCAUGGCUUUCCUAAAUGGUACGAAACCAUAAGGCAUUUAACUGUUCUAUUAGUAGAUGAAAACGACAACCGACCAGAGUUUCCAGGUUCCAAGUCAACUAAUCCUUACCACUUUUACGUUGUGGAGAACAAUGAAAAGGAUAUAAUGAUAGGUCAAGUGAAAGCCUUGGACAGGGACGAAGGAAUGCAUGCAAAAGUGUACUAUUACCUGAUAUCCGGCAACGAAGACCGCCCCUUUUUCUUAGAUAGGAUCGAUGGAGGCUUGUACGCAAACAAAUCUUUCGACCGAGAAGAGCAAUCAGAAUACAGUCUCCUCAUCAUAGCAACUAACGACCCAAACUACGUAGUCCCUUCGGAACCAGUAGAUCAAGAAGAAACCGAUAGAAGCAUAGCCCACGUCCUCGUCACCAUCCUAGACGUCAAUGACAACCCGCCCACCUUCGAACAACCCGUCUAUUAUUCUGCCGUUAAUGCGAUGGCUAAUAUUAACGAUUUUGUAAUUAACGUUACCGCUACUGAUCCGGACUUCGGAGUGAACGGAUCUAUCACUUAUUAUAUCAAGGCUACCAACUUGUUCAAAUUCAACUCCAACCGAAGCUCAGGGUCUAUCAUUCCUUCGCCUUUCAAUAUUACCGAACAAGGACAGAUUUGCACUGCGACGUAUCUAGCAGAAAACAAUCAACAUAGGUUUAUCAUCGAUAUCAUUGCUAGAGAGAACGCCUUUCCAGAACGAGAAGCAUCCACUAGAGUACACGUUUGGAUCUUUGAACCAGAACAACUGAUUAGAGUAAUCCUAUCGCGACCAAAGGAAGAAGUGAUAAAAGAGAAAGAAGAAAUUUUAGCAGAAUUGAGCAACGCUACACAGAGUCUGGUCAUUAUCGAUAAGAUUAGAUAUCACAUUGAUGAUAAUGGAGUAAAAAAUGAAGACUGGUCCGAUCUCUACAUUCUUGUAGUCAAUCCAAAAACCCAAACGAUCCUGCCAGUUCCAGACGUCUUGAAGACCAUAGACUCGAAGUACGACUUUCUAAAAGACUACUAUGCUGGUUUCGCGAUAGAAAACGUUGUUCCAGCCUUCAUUACAGAAAAAGCCGAAACUUUUGACUCUGCUUUAGUGGCUCUGAUAGCUUUACUAGUAGUGCUGAUUGUUGGUAUUGUCACUUUCAUUAUAAUAUGCUGUUGUUUGCGCCACUGGGUUCUAUCUCCGACGGAUCUCAAGAAGAAAGAUGCUUUAAUUAAGAAGGCUAUCAUCGAUGACUUGAAUACUACUGAGAAUCCCCUCUGGAUAGAGCAAAAACUGAAAAUUUAUGAAGAACAAGAGCUCACGAUGCAAGUAUUCAACGAACCGGAUCCAAAUAUGGUCAACAGAAGAGACAGCGAUGAUUACGUAAACGAAGACAACGCCUAUGCAACAAUCCAACAUCCCACCAGGAGAUCAUCAUCACAUUUGGCACCUAUAAAUGGAGCCGACGACCUGGCAGAUUACGCCACUCUCUCGGGGCAUCCCCAUAAUCGGAAUGGUAGUAAUAAUAGUUCAUUAAGGGGAGGUUCCAAUUACUACGAAGCAGCUAUGGGUUUCCAAGGUUCCACAUUCCAGGUACCAGAGAGACUCAGCAACGAUUAUACUCCAUACGGAGUUAAGUUCGAUGGUUCUGAACUAACCAUCAACAAGAGCCAUCACCAGCCAGAUUACGUAGCAGAACUGAUUUAGUUUACUGACUGUUCAUCAUCAACAACGUGACAAUAUUGACUACCAAGGGAAGUGAUAUGUUCCAGUUGGUUUUUAUUAUUCUUUUUUGUGGGUUACUGAUUCUUUUAGACAGGAAUAGGACAAUUUUAAUUAUUUAUAGUAUUAGAAAAUAUUGACAGGCAUUUGAAAAAUACUCGUAUGUACAGAUAAUGUGAAUUAAUUAUUAACAAUUUGGUGUAAAAAAUGCCAUUUUUUUUAUUUUUUAUACCACUAAAAAGUGUAAUAUUUGAGGUAAACAUACAAAACUGUAUCUUUUAAAACGUUAAAAAAGUGAGAUUUGUCUAAAAUCAAGAAAAUGUUUUAUACCUAUACCUACACUAUUUUUACUACAAAAACACUCUUACGUCAUUCAAGAUUUUUGACGUCAAGACAUUGCCAAAACAUUAAAAUAUUUAUGACUUUUCAUCAUGGCCUUUUCUAUUUAUAGGCAUUCCAACAUGCUGUCAAAAUUAAAUCAAUAUGGCAGCCGGGAGGCAAUCAUAAAUGUUAUUCUAUCAGUUCUUAAUGUGUUUUAUAUCAUUUGAGUUACUUUUCUUUGUAACUUUGUUUCAUACAUGGAUUAAUUUAACACUUUCACUGGAAGAAUUAAUUUAAAAAGAUAAUAUGCCUCAUUUCUGUUUUGUUUUGAAGUGUGGAAUACGAAGUAUUCAUGAUAAAGUUCAGUUUUAUCGGUUACAAUCAGUGCUACAGUGCAUAAAAUAACUAAACAAGUUAUUAUCUGAGAGACAAAAACAUAAAACAACUAAAUUAGUUAUUAUCUGACAGACAAAAACAAUGGUUAAAUGCUAUAAAACGUCCUAUAAAAAUGCUAAAUAACUAUGUCCAUGUUACUUACGCAUGGAAAAUGUCUAAACCGUAGAUUAACUCGGACCCCUUGAGGAAAGUGGACCUAUAUUAUUUAUUUUGACAAUCUUUUGCUUGUACCUACUAACAACAUUUGUAUUUUCUACCAACAACUUUAUAUGCACUCAUGUUUGUUUAUUCACUGCUUAAAACUAAAUAAAGUCGUUCAAGUACUUCUACAACUAAAAACUACAUAAAAUCUACAACAAAAUGUUAGGAAAAUACAACUAAAAAACUGUUAACGUUGAAAAACUUAAGAAACAUGUAGUACAAAUAAUAUAGCAAACACAAUGUUUGACAGUUUGCCUCCCAGCGUUUUCAUAAACAUUAAAGUCUUGGAGGAAUGCCCUGUUGCAGGUUCUAUUCUAAUGUUUUGGUAAUGCUCUAACGUCAGAAAUCUUGAAUGACGUAAGCGUGUUUUUGUAGUAAAAAUAGUAUAGCUCCAAUUAGAAUAUACAGGGUGUUUCAUUAAUAAUUGUCCAUAUAGUAACUGGAGAAACCUUAGCACAAAAUACGAAGAUUUAACCUAAAACACUUAAACAAAAUGUGGUUCCUUACUGAGUUACAGGGUGUUUUAUCUAAAAAUUUAAAAACUAUUUUUGCUCAGCAUAGCUCAGCUAUUCGACGUAUCCUUUUCAUACUUGGCAGGAAGUAUAGGUACUGUACAAACUACUAAAUUAUGUUAAACAUACGUUUCUGUCUAUUACCAGAGGCAUAUGACCGACGGGGGAAAGAGGAUGGUUGACCCUUUGCAAAUUCUACGCCACUGGCGGAAUUGCUAUUUUAGUUCAAUUUUUGGAUUCUCCAAUACUUUCUAUGAAAAUAAUAUACUCUUCAUUCGUAACGAUAAAGUCAUUAAUUUUCGAGAUCUUUGAAGUUAAAAAUGAAACGACACGGUUAUUUUGAUCAGUGUAUUGUGUCGCUUCAUUUUUAAUUUCAAAUAUCUCGAAAACUAAUCAUUUUAUCGUUACGAAUGAAGAGUAUAUUAUUUACAUAACAAGUAUUGAAAAAUAAAAAAAAAUAGACUAAAAUAGCAAUUUCGUCAGUGGGUUUAUAGAAUUUGCGAAGGGUCCACCUGCCACUAUCCCCGGCCGUACGUCUCUGGUAGUAGCUAGAAACGUUUAUUUAUCUUAAUUUAGUAGGGUGUACAGUACCUACACUUUUUGCCAAGUAUGAAAAAGAUACGUCGAAUAGUUUUAAAAUGCUGAAAUUUUUGGCUAGAAAUGCUGGCAAAAAUAGUUUUUAAAUUUUUAGAUAAAACACCCUGUAACUCAGUAAGGAACCAUAUUUUAUUUAAGUGUUUUAGGUUAAAUCUUCGUAUUUUGUGCUAAGGUUUCUCCAGUUACUAUAUGGACAAUUAUUAAUGAAACACCCUGUAUAAAAGACAUUCACUUUCUGACAGAGUAUUUCUUAAUUGUCUGUGCAUUGGUGACGUUUGGGUAUGAAACUGAAGAAGCACUAAAAGUUUUUAAAUAAUUUAAAUAGUGCAUGGGAGUUUCUUUUAUUGGGUUGAACACUGGUUGAUCCCCUUUGGCGUCCUCGCUUUUUAUUUAAUUUUUUUACUUAGUUAUUGUAAAUUGCCAUAUCAUAAUCUUUUACUUUAUUUAUAAUUACUUUUAGAUUUUAUUUAUUUUUAUUUUUUCUAAAAUAAAUAUAACUGUAUACAUUUGUACAUAGAAAAUAAAAAUAUCUUUAUGUAAGAA
Messenger RNA from Diabrotica virgifera virgifera (western corn rootworm), 8864 nucleotides. RefSeq names its product cadherin-87A. Gene Ontology annotation, molecular function: calcium ion binding. NCBI's taxonomy places the organism in Eukaryota, Metazoa, Arthropoda, Insecta, Coleoptera, Chrysomelidae. Gene Ontology annotation, biological process: homophilic cell-cell adhesion. Gene Ontology annotation, cellular component: plasma membrane. Bases 610 to 6279 code for a protein of 1889 amino acids. The transcript has 31 exons. The record is from RefSeq and is a predicted model, not a curated record.